Molecule: messenger RNA, 2808 nt
Organism: Pseudozyma hubeiensis SY62
Lineage: Eukaryota; Fungi; Basidiomycota; Ustilaginomycetes; Ustilaginales; Ustilaginaceae
Product: DNA binding transcription factor
Exons: 1
Coding region: 1-2808 (935 amino acids)
Biological process (GO): regulation of DNA-templated transcription
Molecular function (GO): sequence-specific DNA binding; DNA-binding transcription factor activity
Source: RefSeq, a predicted model, not a curated record
AUGGCUGUCCCUACCGUAUCGCAUCCUCCCCCCAACUUUGGCGCUUCCUUCAAACGAGUCACCCCCGUCGCAUCGGCCACUCUGCCGCCCAAUCUUCCUCUUCUCGGAGAUCUCAUACCCCAGCAGGCACAGACUUUCGGUGUCAACACUCCUCCGCCUGCACCCAAUGCAUCCCUAGCCUCGCCUUUGCAGCCUUUCGCACGGCCUUCCGACUCUCCACAACCUUUUCAGGCCGCUAAGAGCUCGCCCACUACACCCGCACCCGCCGUGAAACCGAGCGACGUGACUUCUUCGGCGCCUGCUCCCGCGAACUCUGCAGUCGCGCCGUCUGCGACACCUACACCUCCCAAGAUGGCUCCUGUCGUUGCCGGCAUCGGCACCCUGCCGGAGACUGCCUCUGCUGCCGCCUCUGGCUCCGGCGCCGCAUCAAGCUUUUCGGCCACAGACAGUCUGCGUGCUAUCCCCACCAACAAGAACAACCCGGCUUUCCUCAACAAGCUUCGCAGCAUGGUAGACGAUCCCAACACCGACGAGCUCAUCCGCUGGUCUCCCGAUGGCGCCUCCUUCUUUGUUCCCAACCAUGUUCGCUUUGGCGACGAGGUGCUCCCUCGCUUCUUCAAGCACAACCGCUUCUCUUCCUUUGUCCGCCAACUCAACAUGUACGGUUUCCACAAGGUGCCUCACCUUCAGCAGGGCGCCCUCAAGCACGACUCACCCCAGGAGAGCGAGCUCUGGGAGUUUUCAAAUCCGCACUUUCAUCGAGAUCAUCCAGACUGGCUCUCCAAAGUGCAGCGCAAAAAGGGUCCUCGCGACGACAAGGAUGCCAAUGCCGAACGCGAGCAAAGCGUCAGCACGGGUCAGGAGCUCAUGCAUGCAGGAGCGCUCAUGCGCACCGACUUUGGCGCCAACAGUGUCGGCGUAGACGGCAGUGGCGAAGGCGCUCUUCAGCUUGCCAGCGUGCUCAACGCAAUCAAUGCCAUCAAGAAUGCGCAGACCAGCAUCAGCGCCGACCUGCGACAUUUGCAAAACUCCAACCAGAACCUUUGGCAGGAAGCCGUCGAGUCAAGGCAGCGUGCCAAGCGUCAGCAAGAGACCAUCAACAAGAUCUUACGCUUCCUCGCAGGUGUGUUCGGCAAUCAGGAUGAUGCAGAGACGCCCGUAGCAGGCAAAAAGGUACCUGGAAAGGGUCGUGGUGGACGCAGGGUGGGCGUGCGACCACAGCAGCAGCAACGAAGCAAGAGCCGCCUCAUGAUCGAAGAUGGCUCCGAGUCUUUUUCCCAUUCUGCCGGUCUGCGCGGCAUCGAAGCGCUCGACCUGCCGCUCGACCAAGAAGAAAUCGAAGAGAUGCCUUCGCACCUCCGAUUUCAGGACGCCAGCAACGCCGACUCCUCUCCCAGAACUCAGAGCCCUUCUGCCAACACUGGCGGUUCGCGCUUCACACAGAUCGGCUCACCGCCCAGCAGUGCAGCCGACUUUGGAAGGCAGCUGUCCGAAGCAGUCUCGACACCCGGUGGAUCCAGAAGGCUCUCGUCGCAGGCGAGCAACCAGGUGCUCAAUGCGCUUGCGUCGGGCGAGGGCAAUGCCUGGCUCGCCAGUCUGUUUGGUGCCAGCUUGGCCAAUCAGGGCUCCAAGUCGACGGGGCCUGCCUCGGGCGGCGGCCUCAAGCUGGAUCCGCACAUGGUCGCUGCUCUUCAGCAGGCGCUUGCGAGUGCUGGAAGUGGUGGCGGCGGCGGCGGAGCUGGCGGAGUCAAUGGGGCAAGUGACGGCAACGCAGACUACUUUGGCGGGUCGGGCAAUGCGCCGGCGGACGACUUUUCGUCGCGCUUUUCGACGUUCCCUUCGGCUUUGAAUGCUUCUAGUAGCAGCAGCGCCUCCACUCAGCCGUCUUCCAGCUCUGGCACGGCCAACGGACUAGGCUUGGAUGCCGAUGCGCUCGCUCGCAUCGCCGGUCUCUCGCAGGCGCUUGUGCAGUCGCCUGCUCGCCAGAAUGCAAACGCAGGCAGUUCGAUUAACCAGCAGUCCAACUACAGUCUCGCGUCGCCCAGCAGAGGCCAAUCGGCCAACCUGUUCGACCUCGGCAACGACGACCUUACCAGCAGCAGCAACAACCAGCUCGCCCUCUCGCUGUCGAGAGCCUCGCGCGAUCUGCAAAACACGUCGGGCGACGUCGAUCAGGUGCAGAACAGCAUCAACUCGCUCAUCGAGGGUUUGCAGACCAACCCGGCGUUGUUGCAGAGCAUCGCUGGGCAGGGAUCGCAGGCGGGCGGGGCUGCUGCAGGUGUGCCGUGGCAGACGACAGGUGCGGACGCUGGUGCGGGCGGUGCGGGUUUUGGUGCGUUUGGCGAUGCCACCGGUGCUGCGCCGACGGCCUCGAUCGGGCAGAAUCAGUUUGGCGGACCCACCGGCACGACCCCGCCCUCCGCGAGCGCAGACGCCAACGCCGCAUCCGCCACCAGCGGUACCGCGCCCAUCGACACGGACUUUGACGUCGACUCGUUCCUCAGCCAGUUCGUCGACUCGUCGCAGGCACCGGGCGGAGGCGUCUCCUCUCCGUCGAAUGCGUACGGCGAGAGCCCGUCGUUUGCGUUUUCGCCCGCGACGACGGCUGCGUUCCUGCAUGGGGCGGGUGUCAACGAUACGGGGAUGUAUGGGCAGUUGGCGGAGAACAGCGAUAGUAGCGGUAGUCCCGUGGAGACUGGGUCGGGCGGGGCGGGGAAGAAGAGGAAGCCGUCCGGGGCAGGGGUCGGGGUGGAGGUGGAUACGAUGGGUGGCGCGAGGCCGGCGAAGAAGGCUGGCAGGAAGGGUUGA